CACUAAUUCCUGAUGAACAAAAACGGACAAGAUAUUCUACCAAAAUGGUAGUUGACUCCAAUAACCCUGUCUAUGAUGACAAAAUAUCAUUUGAAUUGUUGCAAGAUGACAUCAGUAAACGUCUCAUGAUAUCAGUGUGGCAUAUAGACCAGUCUAACUAUGUCAAAGAUCAUCUUGGUUCAAUGUCAUUUGGUGUCUUACAUCUCAUGAAACCAAACAGGUGUGUUGAUGGUUGGUACCACCUCCUUAAUGAAAAAGUUGGCAGAAACAAGCAUUUAUUAGUGGCUGGAAAAUUAACACCAGAUUUACAGAUGAGAGGAUUACAUGGUAUUCCUCUAAUUAACAAAGACUUGUGGGGAAUGGAAUCUCUGAUUAUCUCUGUUGACCGUGGCAAAUGUGGUUAUGGGUUUUCUGUUGUUGAUGGAUGUCCUGUUCGUGUCAGCCGAGUUGAUGCAGCUUCUCCUGCAGCUGAGGCUUGUCUGAAAAUUAAUGACCGAAUUGCCAAAGUAAAUGGAAAGAAUGUAUCUCGAUCCAUAGCUGUUAGCGUUGCUAAAUUGGUCAAAAACAGUAAAUACAAAGUGACGCUUGAUAUACAAAGACCAAUUGCUUAUGAGAAUUUGGAAAAAUCACCAUGGCGAUGGAAAGGUAAAACUGAUGAUGAUGAUAAGGCAGAAGAUGAGAUCAACGCCCAAAAUGGUUCCUGUGAACAGAAUGCUGCCAAAGAGAACGAAGUGUCUGUUGAUGAAGAUGUGAUGUUGGGAAAUGGCUAUAAAAUGACGACAAGCACACCUUUCCCAGGGAAGUUGGAUCGUAAAAUAUUCCAUUUAACAAAGCCAGAUACGUCAGAAAGUAGGGCAGCAGCAAUCCAACAAUUGGUUGAUUUGGAACGAGAAUAUAUCGAUUUUAUGCAUGGAGGUAUUGAGCAAUACUCUCGUCCAUUACGGCAUUGUAUUAUCAGUCAAAAACAACACACAGAACUCUUCCAAAAUAUUGAAAAGUUGGUGACAUUGUCAGAAUAUCUUCUGAAACAGCUUCAAUACAACACACCAUCUUGUAGUUCCACGGAAACAGAUGAUACAUCAGAGACUGAUUCUAACAUCAUACACAAUGUUGGCCUCAUUUAUAAAUCUAAGCUUCAGAUGAUCUGUCAAGCAUACAAGGUUUAUGCGCAGGGCCUCAGUCAAGCCAACACUGUCCUGAAAGACCUUCAGAAUAAUGCAAACUUCAAAAUGUUCCUCAAGGAGUGCAUCUCAGCUGUGAAACAGACCAGUAUCAGUGCAUUUAUCACCCGUCCUUCUCAGCAUAUCAAAGAGAUGUACCAAACACUUAGGGAGAUAUUUUGCAACACCCCACAAGAGGAUUCUGACUACUUGAACCUGAAACUGGUUGUUGAGGGUCUCCAACUCUGUGCGACUUAUAUCACUAAUUACACGUGUAUCAGGGCUCAAAAGCUGGCAUCAUCAUCCUCAUCUUCAUCACAUUCAUCAUCAAUGUCUAACAGUUCUCUAAGUUCUUACACCAAUUCCAGUCACUCAGGUGUUUCCUCUGCAGUCUUCGAUGGCAAUCCUUCCAAGAGACUCAAAUCCUCAACGUGUGCAGUAAGCGUUUCAAGAAACUUCCAUUACGAAGGGAAAUUGCAAGUUUCAAAUACUGUCUGUGUGAAGAAAGAGCAAGCAUCAAUAUCGUACAUACGGAAUCUCAAACCAUCCAAGUCAAAUCUUGGACAAACUUCAUCAAACUGUUCUGAAGAUUCUGGUCAUUCUGUAGAUUCGCAACUGUCAAGUAUUCAGAAAAAAUUGUAUUUCCCAAACACUGUUCCGUAUUUCCAGUUGUGUCAGGAAGAAAGACAUCUCAUUUAUUCAGGUGAGAUUUUCAGGUGGGAUGGAGAUGUUUGGAACAAGUUGCAGUUGAUGUUAUUUUCUGAUCUCCUCUUACAAACUGAGAAAUCUGCUGAUGAUAGAUUGACAGUUGUGGAGAGUCCACUCAUGUUGUAUUCUUUGCAAGGAAUCGAAUCUCAGAGAAAGCAUGCUACAGACUUCCUUCUUCAUGUAAUGUGUUCUUCGGACAAAACUUUGGCUUCUUUAAAGAAAUUGAUGUUCCGAGCGCCUAAUAUUGAACAGAAGUAUACCUGGAAGACUUUGAUAGAGCAACGCAUUCUCAGUUACCGAAGUGGGAGUCUUGAAUCAUUUAUUACAUCAGAUAUUUCUGGCGCUUCUGGAGUAAUUGUAUGAAAAUAACCAUGGCAGCUGGUAUUCGUCAUUGUCACUGUCAUCAUCUUUAUCAUCAUCAUCAUCAUCAUUCUACAUCCAAUUUUCCAUGCUUGCAUGAAGCAGACAGAACUUGUUGAUGCACAUUUUCUACAGCUGGAUGCUCUUCCUGUCAACAACUCACCUAUUUCCAACCAAAGUAAUAUUUUCCCUUGACCAGACAUGUUUUUUUUUUUUUUACAGAAGACUGGAUAUGAACAACCUCACUUGCAUGUUGAUGGUAAUGCUCAUUUACAACCAUUACAUGAAGUCAAGACAAGGGUACACAUACACAUAUAUACAUACACAAUGGCUUCUUUUAGUUUCCAUCUACCAAAUCCACUCACAAGACUUUGCUUGACCUGGGGCUAUAGUAGAAGACACUUGCUCAAAGAGCUAUGCAGUGGGAUUGAACCUAAGACCAAAUGGUUUGGAAGCAAGCUUCUUAAGCACACAUCAACGCCUGCACCUACCCAUGUGAGAUAUUGGCUUCAAAUUUUGGCACAAGGCCAGCAAGUUCGAGUGAAGGGAUAAGUUGAUUACAUUGACCCCAUUGCUCAACUGAUACUUAAUUUAUCAACCCAAAAAGAUGAAAGGCAAAGUUGACCUCGGCAGCAUUUGAACUUAAUAUGUUAAAGACAGAUGAAAUACUGUUAAGCAUUUUGCUCUGUGUGCUAACUGUUCUUCCAACUUACCGCCUUGAUCCAUGUGAGAUAUUAACAGACAAUCAACCUUUUGCAGCUCAAGAAUUGAAGAAGCCAAAAAUAAACCUUAACCUUUCCUUUGCCAUGUUUCUGUUGAAAUACACUGACUUUGUUUCAAGUAAUUUUGAAAAUAAUGAAGAAUUGAAUAAAAUACAUUAUCAUUAUUAA
Octopus bimaculoides (California two-spot octopus) is the source of this 3118-nucleotide messenger RNA. RefSeq lists its product as uncharacterized. Gene Ontology annotation, cellular component: nucleus; plasma membrane. NCBI's taxonomy places the organism in Eukaryota, Metazoa, Mollusca, Cephalopoda, Octopoda, Octopodidae. The record is from RefSeq and is a predicted model, not a curated record. Gene Ontology annotation, molecular function: guanyl-nucleotide exchange factor activity; protein binding.